Molecule: messenger RNA, 274 nt
Organism: Amoebophrya sp. A25
Lineage: Eukaryota; Dinophyceae; Syndiniales; Amoebophryaceae
Source: the annotation of a GenBank genome assembly
CCAGGCAAAUGCUCGCAACCAAGGAGAAGAGCGCAAGAACAAUUACUUGAUCAAUUUAGUCCAAUUUACCUACGAGUACGAGCAUGGCCGUAUUGGUAGUGAGGAGACCAUGGCUGCGUUUUUGAGUCUCGAACAGCACUUCAGACAGCCAGUGAAGAUAGCCGAGCGCGAUAACUUCGGGAUGCGCAGCGGCGCGAAACAUCUCGAUGACCGCUCACCACGUGGAGGCAGAGCACGAGGCAGUCGCGGAGGAGCGUGGGGUGGAGGCGCGGGC